Messenger RNA from Notolabrus celidotus (New Zealand spotty), 2244 nucleotides. RefSeq names its product hyaluronan synthase 3 (gene has3). Gene Ontology annotation, biological process: extracellular matrix assembly; hyaluronan biosynthetic process. NCBI's taxonomy places the organism in Eukaryota, Metazoa, Chordata, Actinopteri, Labriformes, Labridae. Bases 1 to 1677 code for a protein of 558 amino acids. Gene Ontology annotation, molecular function: hyaluronan synthase activity. The transcript is spliced from 4 exons. The record is from RefSeq and is a predicted model, not a curated record.
AUGCCCUCUCGCUGCAGGAAUGCGCUGAACAUUGUGGUCACCACCCUUUUUGCUGCGGUGGUCCUCUUCACCAUCCUGUUGGCCUACGUCACAGGUUACCAGUUCAUCCACACCGAGCAGCACCACCUCUCCUUCGGCCUCUAUGGUGCCUUCCUCUCCCUCCACCUCUUCCUCCAGAGCCUUUUUGCCUUCCUGGAGCACCGUCGCAUGAGAACCCCCUCCCGGCCGCAACACCUCCGUCGCACAGUGGCCCUCUGCAUUGCUGCCUACCAGGAAGACCCGGACUAUCUGAGGAAGUGCCUGCGCAGCAUCAGACGGAUCUCCUUCCCUGGGCUGAAGGUGGUGCUAGUGGUGGAUGGGAACCGGCCGGAGGACCGCUACAUGAUGGACAUUUUCCAGGAGGUGAUGGGCGGGGCUGACCAGGCGGGUGCUAUGGUGUGGAAGGGAAACUACCACAGUGAUGGGAGCGGAGGUGGAUGUGUAGAACGGGGAGGGAGGAGCACGGUGCACAUGGAGGAGGCGCUACGAGUGGCUCGAUUGGUCAGAGGCUGCCGCUACUCCUGUAUCAUGCAGGAGUGGGGAGGGAAGAGAGAGGUGAUGUACACUGCCUUUAAAGCGCUGGGGGAAAGUGUGGAUUAUGUACAGGUGUGUGAUUCAGACACUGUUUUAGACCCAGCAUGCACCAUGGAGAUGCUGAAGAUUCUUGAGGACGAUCCAAUGGUUGGAGGGGUUGGUGGAGACGUUCAGAUCCUUAACAAGUAUGACUCCUGGAUCUCCUUCCUCAGCAGUGUGCGCUACUGGAUGGCCUUCAACAUUGAGCGGGCCUGCCAGUCCUACUUUGGAUGCGUCCAGUGUAUCAGUGGCCCUCUAGGGAUGUACAGGAACUCAUUGCUGCAGCGCUUCCUGGAGCCCUGGUACCACCAAACCUUCCUGGGCUCUAAGUGCAGCUUUGGCGAUGACCGCCACCUCACCAAUCGUGUGCUCAGCUUUGGCUACAAGACAAAAUUCACGGCCCGAUCUCAGUGCCAGACUGAAACACCAACCCAGUACUUGCGCUGGCUCAACCAACAGACUCGAUGGAGCAAGUCUUACUUCCGUGAGUGGCUCUACAACGCCCUGUGGUUCCACAAGCACAGCCUCUGGAUGACCUACGAGUCUGUAGUCACUGGUUUCUUCCCUUUCUUCUUGGUUGCCACAGUCAUCCAUCUCUUCUACCGUGGAAGGUUGUGGAACAUCCUGCUCUUCUUACUGACGGUCCAGCUGGUUGGGAUGGUGAAGGCCACCUACGCCUGUUUCCUUCGUGGCAGUCUGGUCAUGAUUUUCAUGUCACUGUACUCACUGCUCUACAUGUCCAGCUUGCUCCCUGCCAAAUUAUUUGCCUUGCUCACCAUCAACAAGGCUGGAUGGGGCACAUCAGGACGCAAGAAGAUUGUUAUCAACUUCAUUGGCGCAGUGCCUGUCACAGUGUGGGCUUUGGUGCUGCUUGGGGGUGUGGUGUAUACAAUCUACUGUGAAACCCAGGAGCCAUUCAGUGAGACAGAGAAAGCCUUAUUGAUAGCGGGGACGAUACUCUACGCUUGCUACUGGCUCAUUCUGUUGGUGCUCUACUUGGCAAUCGUAGCCAAACGAUGUAACAAGCGUGAAGAGCAGUAUCACCUACCAUAUGCAGAGGCAUAAACCCAUUCCUGGAAGCUGAUAGAACUUCUGAGCUGUGUUUCUCUGCGGUGUGAUUCUAGCAGGGUCUCUGUUGACUUUGAACUGCUCAAGUGAACAGCUCACAUCUUCAUCACUGGUGCUACAGAGGUGUGACACUGAUAUGGGAGCAGAGGGAAUUGGAUUCAGUUGGGGGACUAUCCAAGAUGACUGGAUCCAUACAACAACUCCCAUUUGUAUCAGGCUCAAUGGUGCUUCAUAUUGAAAAUUCAAACAGUACUGGUCCAAUUAAUAAAGUGCUCACACACUUGUGAUUGUGAAAUGCUGAGAAGAACAUUAGGUAGUUUGUGGGUACAGGUUGUGAUGAACCAACAGUGAUGGAACAAGCAGUAUGAUGCUAAAGUAGGACAAGGGCAAAAAGGAGUCAUGAUGGUACAUUAUUCAUUGGUCAGUUUUUAAUGUCCUUUGUUUUAAUGAAGAUGAGAUGGACUCAAUUAUUGGCAAUUAUUGGCAACAUUAAAAAGUUCAUUAAAUAGUCAAUGCUAUGUUUUCCAAAUAAGAUUGAAAUUCAUAUACUAAGUGCUCAGACAG